AUGAAAGAUUGCCUUACAUGGAAAUUUGGACGUGAUGCAAAAGAAAGGGCACUUGCUAAGCGUCAAAUGGAGGCUUCGAUGAGAACACGAUCUAGUUCAACUUCAAGACGUGCUACGUUGACUAGAGCUUCUCGUCCAACUCGUGCAUCUGUUGGACAUACAAAAGUAGCUUACGUUCCUCCAAAGGAAUCUGAUACAUUCAAGAUCAAAAGAUUCGCAGAUAUUGAUCAUUAUGCUAUUGUUGACUACUGGGAUUAA
Trichomonas vaginalis G3 is the source of this 258-nucleotide messenger RNA. Its product is annotated as protein of unknown function (DUF4483). NCBI's taxonomy places the organism in Eukaryota, Parabasalia, Trichomonadida, Trichomonadidae. Bases 1 to 258 code for a protein of 85 amino acids. The transcript has a single exon. The record is from RefSeq and is a predicted model, not a curated record.